Molecule: messenger RNA, 2421 nt
Organism: Synchiropus splendidus (mandarinfish)
Lineage: Eukaryota; Metazoa; Chordata; Actinopteri; Syngnathiformes; Callionymidae
Product: polypyrimidine tract-binding protein 2-like
Exons: 17
Coding region: 111-1679 (522 amino acids)
Biological process (GO): mRNA processing; regulation of RNA splicing
Cellular component (GO): nucleus
Molecular function (GO): mRNA binding
Source: RefSeq, a predicted model, not a curated record
CGGCAUUAGCGUCCCUGACGUCGGGAAGAAAAACGCCCAUUUUGCUCGCAGUGGCCGGGCAACGCAGUGUGCAGAAAUAGCCGAAUUAAGAAGAGACAAAGAACUCGGCAAUGGACGGUGAUGUCGCUGUUGGUGUGAAGAGAGGCUCCGAUGAGCUCAACAUGUACGGAAGCAGCCCCAGUUCUAUUGCUGCAAAUGGCAAUGACAGUAAGAAGCAGCGUCUGGAUGAAUCCCCUCCCUCCAGAGUGCUCCACAUCAGAAAACUCCCUAAUGAAGUAUCAGAGACUGAAGUGAUUGCUCUCGGCCUUCCUUUUGGAAAAGUCACCAACAUUCUGAUGCUGAAGGGAAAAAACCAGGCGUUUCUGGAGUUGGGCACAGAAGAAGCUGCGAUCACAAUGGUGAACUAUUACACUGCUGUCACACCACAGGUUAGAAAUGCUCCUGUCUAUAUCCAGUUUUCCAACCACAAGGAGCUUAAAACAGACUCUGCAUUGAACCAGAGGGCACAGGCAGUGCUUCAAGCAGUGUCAGCAGUUCAAGAUGGAAGCUCUCCAUCGUCAGACCCUGGAGUUCUGGAUCUUGCGCCUCCCCCGAGCCCAGUUCUGCGAAUCAUUAUUGACAACAUGUUUUAUCCAGUAACUCUGGAUGUUUUACAACAGAUCUUUAGCAAAUUUGGAGCUGUGAUGAAGAUCAUAACUUUCACAAAGAACAAUCAAUUCCAGGCCCUACUGCAGUUCAGUGAUCCAGUCAAUGCACAGCAAGCUAAACUGUCUUUAGAUGGACAGAACAUCUACAAUUCCUGCUGUACGCUGCGCAUCGAUUUUAGUAAACUGGUCAACCUCAAUGUCAAGUACAACAACGAUAAGAGUAGAGAUUACACCAGACCUGACCUCCCAGCUGGAGAUGGAGAGUCUUCCAAAGAUCAUUCUUUGCUAGGUACACCAACAGGGGCGCUGGCAUCCUAUUCCAGCGGAGGAGGUUACUCAUCAUCUCUCUCACUGUCACAGGGUGGAGGAGCCAUCAGUCCUCUCAGUGCCGCUGCUGCUGCUGCAGCCGCCGCUGGUCGUGUUGCUCUGUCUGGAUCUGGAGUGUCAGGCGUUCUCUUGGCUUCCAACCUGAAUGAUGAGAUGGUCACGCCUCAAAGUCUCUUUACCCUCUUCGGGGUGUAUGGGGAUGUCCAGAGGGUGAAAAUUCUCUACAACAAAAAAGACAGCGCCCUUAUCCAGCUGUCAGACGGCAACCAGGCGCAGCUGGCAAUGAGUCACCUGAAUGGUCAGAAGGUUUUCGGUAAAGUCAUGAGAGUGACGCUGUCGAAACAUCAAACUGUGGCUCUGCCCAGGGAAGGACUGGACGAUCAGCUGCUGACUAAAGACUUCUCUGGCUCACCGCUUCACCGCUUCAAAAAACCGGGAUCGAAAAACUUCCAGAACAUCUUUCCCCCCUCUGCGACACUUCACCUCUCCAAUAUCAGGGAAGUCAUCGGAGAGGAAGACCUGCGCACACUCUUCUCCAACAGUGGGGGAACUGUCAAGGCCUUCAAAUUUUUCCAAGACCGCAGGAUGGCUCUGAUCCAGAUGUCAUCUGUGGAGGAAGCCAUCCAGGCACUGAUGGAGCUCCACAACUACGACAUGGGAGGAAACCACCACCUGAAAGUUUCCUUCUCCAAGUCCACCAUCUAACCAUGGCUGACCAGACAUGGCAUCACAUACUCCAGCGAGACUUCAAGCAACAAUAAAUCCAGGAAGAACAACACUGAUGAAUUUGUUUAGUUUGUGUCCACCUCACUCAUGGCGAGGUUGGAGAAGUAAAAGACACAGUAGAUCUUCUCUCUGCCACAUCUUUUUGGGUACAAUCACUUUAGUUGUUUUUUACAAAGUGCCAAGAAAAGCUGAAGUCGAGUUUUUUUUUUUUUGUUUUUUUUUUAAAAAUGUAUCUGCUGAUAAUGUCGCAGAUGUUCUUCAUGGUAGAAUGUAAGGUGUUGAGAGCUGUGACCCACGGUGAGGAAGCCAGUGUAGAAGGUUUUCACAUGUGAUUCUGGUCUUGACCUCCGACUUCCUCUGAGAUGGGAGGGACCAAAGUGUGCAUGUGCCUUUAGUUUGAGUGGUUUGUGUCCGAGCUUCUUGCAAAUCUGCAGAGAAGUUAGUCAUUUGUUUCUCAGUCCUAUUUGUUGUUGUUUUUUUUUUUACAGCUUCUUACUUGUGGCUGAGAAAUGAUUUUUGGAUUGCUUCAUUUCUUUCUUGUUCUUCUCAAAUAUUCCAGUGUUUCUUACUGGAGUCACUUUUGUGACUACAAUGACUGAUUUAGCACAAAUGAAAUCUCUUUUUUACCAAUGAGCCAAAGUAAGAGUGUGUUUGUGUAUGUUCAUAGAUCGUUUCUCUGGAUGUCAUCUCCCAAUAAACUUGCUCUCCUCUGUUCAGCCGU